CAUACUCCUGUAUUUAUUUAAGAAUAGCCUAAGCUUACUUCUUAUUCCUUUUACUGUGAUUAUCCUCUAAUAACAGACAUGGUAUCUUCUAAAGGCGCUGUCUAAUGAUUCAGUCAUCUCGAGUUACUAUCCAGACGAGUUUUUAGACACGUCGGUAUUCAGCUUCCGUCGAACACAAAAGGCAGGGCGAAAAGGUCCCCGAGGCCCAAAUACCAGCGAUGCAUUCGCUUCCGCCUCAUGUCGCGGCUGAAACCAGAGGCCCUGCUAUGAUGGCAGUCAUGUAUUCAUUCACAGCCCUGUCAUCCCUCGCUGUCGUAGGCAGGGUCCUUUCGAGAUAUAAAAAGCUCGGUCGCUUAGCUAUCGAUGACUACGUUAUAAUCCUGUCUCUUGGAUUUGUGUUCGCCUACGUAGCUUGCUGGACUGCCGCCAUCCUCGCCGGUAGUGGCCGCCACCAGGCGGCUCUGACCGUCGACGAAUUCGACCGUUCUGUCUUCUUCCUGAUGAUCGGCCUGAUCCCAGGAGUGCUGUCGCUCGCGCUGCCCAAGUUCGCUGUCGUCAAUCUGCUGGUCAAGAUCCUCUUCCCAUCACCACGGCACGUUCAGUUGCUUUGGGGCCUCGCAAUCGCAAACCUUGUCCUUAUGCUCGGUGCCUUCGGCGUCCGAUUCUCAGAGUGCGACCCACCAGAGGCUCAAUUCACUCUACAUGCCCCUGCCAAGUGCCGUAGCUCGACUGCCAUAGUCGUCUAUUCUGUUAUUGUCGGAUCAUUCUCCGCCGUGGUAGACUUCUACCUUGCUCUAUACCCAGCGGUAGUGCUGUGGUCGUUACAAAUGCACCUGAAAAAGAAAUUGGCCCUUAGUGUGGCCCUUGGCUUUGGUGUCUGUGCUGGCUGUGCUGCUAUACGCAAAGUCAUGGCGGUUCCAGGUAUGGGAGACGGCAGAGACUAUACUUAUGCUUCAGGGAGUCUUGUGAUCUGGAUAAGUGUCGAAACAAACUCUGUCAUAAUAGCCGCGUGCAUCCCAAUGCUGCUGCCCUUACUUGAACUAUUAUUUGGAAAGAAGUUCUUGUCAGCGCCACCCUUAGCGUCUUUGAGUCGACUAAGUGUUGAAAAGCCUAGAAGAAGGGGAAGAAGUCUCAGCGGAACCGACAGCACAGCCGAGACGGAGAGGCGGGGAACAAGAGACGAGGUGGAGGAACGUAUGGGGGCCGUCCUACUCCUCAAGGAACCGGGCCCAGAUGAAGAAGGCGGCCAGAGCCAGAGGGCAGACAAUAUUCCUCGACGUAGGCUACAGCAUACCUAGGGUGCUAUCAUUCCAGCAAUCAGUAUCGCACAGAACUUCGGAUCAUACCUGGCUGCAACAACUAUACGGCCUCUUUAUCUAGAAAGGUCUCGUAUGUCCGUUGGGAUCUCAGCGAUAUGGUUUCUGAGAAGCUUACGGAGGACCGGGUUUAAAUGAACGAAGAGGCAUUAUCCGUAAAUGUCUUGUCAAAUACAACAGAAAAGCUGGGACCAAUAGUCAUUUCUCAAUUGAAUC
Molecule: messenger RNA, 1532 nt
Organism: Fusarium verticillioides 7600
Lineage: Eukaryota; Fungi; Ascomycota; Sordariomycetes; Hypocreales; Nectriaceae
Exons: 6
Coding region: 219-1298 (359 amino acids)
Source: RefSeq, a predicted model, not a curated record